GGAGGAGGGCGCCGCCCCAUGGGGCUCCAUGGGGCCGGGUCAUGGGGGGCACCCUGCGGGUGGCCGUGCUGGGCGCCCCCGGAGUGGGCAAGACGGCCAUCAUCCGCCAGUUCUUGUACGGAGAUUUCCCGGAGAGCCACCGGCCCACGGCGGCCCGCCGCCUCUACCGACCGGCCGUGCUGCUCAACGGCGCCGUCUACGACCUGACCAUCAGCGACGGACCCGCCGCCCACCGUCCACCCAACGCCCAGGAGUGGCCAGACCUGAAGAGUUGGGGCCUAAGGGACCCGGAUGCUUUCGUGCUUGUGUAUGACAUCUGCAGCCCCGAGACCUUCGAGUAUGUCAAGAUGUUACGGCAGCAGAUCGCCGAGAACAGGCCGGCUGGCACUCCCGAGGUGCCCAUCAUCGUGGUGGGCAACAAGCGGGACCAGCAGAAGCAGCGCUUCAGCCCCCGGCGAGCCCUGGCGGUGCUGGUGAAGAAGACGUGGAAGUGCGGCUACAUGGAGUGCUCGGCCAAGUACAACUGGCACGUGGUCCUGCUCUUCAAGGAGCUGCUGAGCAGCGUCCUGGCCCGCGGCUGCAAGCACGGCCACCCGGCCAUCCGUCUGCAGGGAGCACUCCACACCAGCCGCUGCAGUCUCAUGUGACCGGGGCGGAGGUGUGAAGAGGGCGCCCAACUUCCGUCCACCACGGGGCUGGGGUGUGGAUCGAGCCGAGGACUUUUUCUUCCCACCCCCGCCCCAGAUCCCCCCGAAGCCAGAGGCGUUGGGCGAUCCGUUCUGCCGGCCAGAAGGGUCGAGACGGGGCUGGCGGUCCCGGGGCAGGGACUUCUCCGGGGUGGCAGGUCGGAGUCGCAAACGUUGGCCCCCGGCCGAGUAGCUGCCCCGAAUUCCGACCGCCUUGAGGGCCGGUGGGGUGGACGGGUCAUGGGACCUUCCUCUCUUGCAAGAGUCCAGGGGCUUUGCCUUACCAGGUGGGAGGGGAGGAGGUGGGGGGGG
Ornithorhynchus anatinus (platypus) is the source of this 998-nucleotide messenger RNA. RefSeq names its product RAS like family 10 member A (gene RASL10A). Lineage: Eukaryota; Metazoa; Chordata; Mammalia; Monotremata; Ornithorhynchidae. The coding region runs from base 42 to 647 and encodes 201 amino acids. The transcript is spliced from 3 exons. Gene Ontology annotation, molecular function: GTPase activity; GTP binding. The record is from RefSeq and is a predicted model, not a curated record.